Molecule: messenger RNA, 1255 nt
Organism: Rhododendron vialii
Lineage: Eukaryota; Viridiplantae; Streptophyta; Magnoliopsida; Ericales; Ericaceae
Product: chaperonin-like RbcX protein 2, chloroplastic
Exons: 5
Coding region: 337-963 (208 amino acids)
Biological process (GO): ribulose bisphosphate carboxylase complex assembly
Molecular function (GO): protein folding chaperone
Source: RefSeq, a predicted model, not a curated record
GGUUGGAGAAUUUUGGACCUCAGGAAAUUUUCUGGUUCGUGAUUUGACACCAAACCCCAACCCUACUCAACUUACCCAAUUCUCUGACUUCACCCAUUUCUUGCCCCAAAAGACCUUCCCUCCUUCACGUUUGAUUCACCGUCAAAACACCCUUUUCGUCAAAUUGCAUGAAUGAAUCUUUGACCACAGUUCCCAAUUCCCAAUUUUCUUAGAGACCCACCAAUUCUUUCUUGAUUUUCUCAAGUGGGUAUCUCCUGUUUCUCCAAAUUUCUGGCUCAAAAGUUUGAUCUUGAUCUGGGUAUAUUCCUGUUUUGGUGAAAAUUUUCUCCUGUGAGAAUGGUGGGAUCUUUAUUCGUGGUUUGUUCAUCAGUUGUGGAUUCCCAUACUUCUCCAUUCUUGUGUGUGGAUGGUUUGAAUUGCAAGGGUAACGGAGCCUUGAUUUCACAAAGGAAUUCAAUUGUCAAAACCCAAAUCUACUGUUCUUUCACUGGUUCAGGGCGUAAGUGCUGGCUAUUGCCUAAAGCCAAGAAGAUUUCAAGGAAACAGCAGAAAGGUCGGAGGAGUCUUGUUAUUGUCAAUGAGCUCGCCGGGCAGUACGAGGAUAGUUUUGAAGAUGUUAAAACUCAAAUAGUGAAUUAUUUCACAUACAAAGCCGUGAGGACUGUUCUAAACCAGCUUUAUGAGAUGAACCCAACGCAAUAUAGGUGGUUUUACGAUUUUAUUUUGACAAACAAGCCCGGUGAUGGGAAACGUUUUAUUCGCGCCCUUGUCAAGGAGAAGCAAGAUCUUGCAGAAAGAGUGAUGAUAACCCGGCUUCACCUCUAUGGAAAAUGGGUUAAGAAAUGUGACCAUGCAGCAAUGUAUAAGGAGAUUUCUGAUCAGAACUUGGAGUUGAUGCGUGAGCGACUCAUGGAGACCGUGAUAUGGCCGUCAGAUGACACAAAUACCGAGAAGAUAGGCUGAUGGAGUGGAUCUUUGCCUUGGAUUUGAUUUCCUUUCCGGUGUCUGCUGUUCUUGUAGCUAAGGUAGAUCCCUCCUUGAUGGCUGAGAAAAUUAGAUAUCUCGUUCACAUUAUUUUCCACUAUGUAAUAAGGAUCACCAUGCUUUGUAUACGCAGGUUGUGUAUAUAUUAAAUAUCUUCCCUCAAUUUAAGAUUUUUUAGAAGUUAGGAUUCAAAUCUGGGGCUUGUCUUACCAGAAUCCUAGUAAAAACAUCCAGUAUUUCUGUGAAUCUGCGUUUGAAGUGGUUCGAAUUA